This is a messenger RNA of Penicillium chermesinum, 2028 nucleotides long. RefSeq names its product GMC family oxidoreductase. Bases 1 to 2028 code for a protein of 675 amino acids. The record is from RefSeq and is a predicted model, not a curated record. Gene Ontology annotation, molecular function: flavin adenine dinucleotide binding; oxidoreductase activity, acting on CH-OH group of donors. The transcript has 3 exons. NCBI's taxonomy places the organism in Eukaryota, Fungi, Ascomycota, Eurotiomycetes, Eurotiales, Aspergillaceae.
AUGCGGUUCCUUCAGGUCUUGGGAUCUCUGUCAGCACUCUCGGUUGCCCUUGCAUCGAGCCAUACACCGGGGGACCCCCACCAUUCGCGCCAUGCUGCCCACAAGCGAUCCUCCAACGAUACCUCUGUCGAGUAUGACUAUGUUGUUGUCGGAUCAGGCCCAGGAGGUGGUCCGCUAGCGGCUCGUCUCGCUAUUCAUGGAUUCAAAGUCCUUCUUCUGGAUGCCGGCGAUGACCAAACGAAUGCCACUCGGCAGAUGGCCCCGGCCCUGCAGCUGCAAUCUACUGAAUACGAGCCUAUGAAGUGGGAUUACUUUGUCCAUCACUACUCAAACAUGACACGCCAGGAGGAAGACUCCAAGAUGACUUAUCAGACCCCAUCUGGGGAGCUCCAUGUUGGUCCCAACCCGCCAGCUGGAUCGGAAGCUCUGGGUAUCCUCUAUCCUCGCGCCGGUACUUUGGGAGGAUGUGCCGCUCACAACGCCAUGAUCACUAUUUACCCCUACGAAAAGGACUGGGACAACUUGGCCAGUGUCACUGGCGACGACUCAUGGGCGGCAUCCAACAUGCGAGGCUACUUCGAGAAGCUCGAAAAGAACCGAUACCUGCCCAGCACCCUUGUGGGUCACGGAUUCAAUGGAUGGCUCACCACGAGUCUUACCGACCUGCGCCUCGUGAUUGAGGACCAGAAACUCCUGUCGCUCAUCAUUGCGGCGGGAACGGCCGCAGGCAAGAAUCUGAUCGGGAAAGUGCUUAACACGGUCACGGGUCUCGGUGAGGUCCUGCUGCGUGAUCUCAACGAUCCCUCUCCCGCGCGCGACUACGAAGAAGGCCCCUACCAAGUGCCACUCGCAGUCGACGUCCCCGAAUACAAGCGAACAGGCCCUCAGGACUUUGUUAAGAGAACUGCCAGUGCUGUCAACCCCGAUGGCUCCCGCAUGUAUCACCUUGAUGUCCAGCUUGACACCCUGGUGACCAAUGUCCGCUUCGACACAUCUGGCAGCAAGCCACGGGCGAUUGGCGUUGACUACCUCCGUGGAAAGAGCCUAUACCGUGCGGACCCCCGGGCAUCCAAGACGGCGGCCAACGGUAUCCCCGGCAAGGUGAAUGCUGCACGAGAAGUUAUUCUCGCCGCGGGCGCCUUCAACACUCCACAACUGUUGAAGCUCAGCGGAAUCGGCCCAGCGGCAGAGCUCUCCAAGCACGGCAUCAAGACCCUUGUCAAUCUGCCCGGCGUGGGAUCGAACCUGCAGGAUCGCUACGAGGCCACCGUGAUCGGCAAGUCUCCUUCCGAUUUCGUGAUCACAUCGAAAUGUACUUUUAUGUAUACCAUGCCCGACCCUUGCUUGGAGCAGUGGGAAACCGAUGACCUGUGGAAAGGUACCUACGGCACCAACGGUAUCGCCAUCGCGGUGAUUCGCAAGUCAUCCACCUCUGAGGGGGAGCCUGACCUGCUUAUAUCCGGUGCCCCUGCUAACUUCCAGGGUUACUAUCCCAACUACUCUUACGAGGGUCUCAAGGAUGCCCGUCACUGGGCUUGGAUCACCCUGAAGGCACGUAGCCGUAAUAACGCUGGAACUGUUGAGCUGCGGUCUACUGAUCCUCGGGACAUGCCCAUCAUCACCUUCAACUCAUUCGAUACCGGAGUGACUGAAGACGGUGCCGAUGAGAAGGACCUGCAGGCCAUGUAUGACGGAAUGAUGUUCUCGCGCUCUAUCUUCGAGGACUUGAUUCCUCUCGACGGUGGAUUUGAAGAGACCUGGCCAGGCCCCAAUGUCACCACCGAGAGCGAAAUGAAGGAUUUCAUCAAGCGCGAGGCUUGGGGACACCACGCAUGCUGUACCGCUCCUAUUGGCGAUGACAGCGACCCCAUGGCUGUUCUGGAUGGUAAUUUCCGGGUUCGUGGGGUCGAGGGUCUUCGUGUUGUGGAUGCUUCUGCUUUCUCCAAGAUUCCAGGGUACUACAUUGCGUUGCCAAUCUACAUGAUCAGUGAGAAGGCAGCCGACGUUAUUAUUGCCGAUGCCGCGUGA